Molecule: messenger RNA, 571 nt
Organism: Thamnophis sirtalis
Lineage: Eukaryota; Metazoa; Chordata; Lepidosauria; Squamata; Natricidae
Source: RefSeq, a predicted model, not a curated record
GACCAAAAGUUUUCGUGGGAAAAAAGUCCAUGGAGAAUAUGACAUCAAAGUCGAGCAGGCACAAUUUUCAGAGGUCAGUUUGAUAGCUCAGGCUGAUGGGAAUUAUUCUGUAAAUGUGCAAGCUUUUCGAAAUGGCAUUAAAGUUGUCAAGUCAUUCAAGCCUGACUUUGUUCUUGUCCGGCAACAUUCGUUCAGCAUGGCCGAAAAUGAAGAUUUUCGUAACUUAAUUAUUGGAAUGCAUUAUGCAAGCAUCCCAAGUGUUAACUCUCUAGAGUCAAUCUUCAACUUCUGUGACAAGCCCUGGGUAUUUGCCCAAUUGGUGUCCAUCUAUAGAUCCUUGGGAGCAGAGAAAUUUCCUCUGAUUGAGCAAACCUUUUAUCCAAAUCACAAGGAAAUGUCUGCAGCAAUUUUUCGAUACGAGCUGUUUUCUAUCAGAUCAUUGAAUACUGAAUUUGCCAGUAUUCUUGUAAAAGCAUGUUUGCUAGAUCACUUAGCUCUACACUUUCGAGUUGUUGCACAGGAGGAUCUUCAUCCUCCAAUAUUUCUAGAUGUUGCAUUUUCACAUCUGUGA